This is a messenger RNA of Durusdinium trenchii, 2375 nucleotides long. Lineage: Eukaryota; Dinophyceae; Suessiales; Symbiodiniaceae. The record is from the annotation of a GenBank genome assembly.
GGCUCUAGAUCAGUGACGGGGGUGCCGGGCCGCCCCAGCUGGACCGACCAAAUUCUUGGAGGUCCACCCAGAUGUCGAAGAAGGUUGUCACCAAGAAAAAGGCGCAACCGGCGCCUGCCGCGGUGGAAAACGGAACUCAAGCAGCGGCAGCAACGACGGAUGUCCGAGUUGCUCAUCAGCUGCGAGUGCUGGAAACAGUUGCAGGGAAAGGUGAGGAGGACGAGAAGAAGUACUCCCCACGAACUGAAAACCACAUCCAGCAAUUGACCGGGGUUCUCGACUUCUACGAGUACUCCCGGAGUGACAUCGCCGGUUUGGUGCGCAGAUGCCACUAUGAUGAGAAUCAAAUUCAAGUAGCUGUGGCGAACAUCAUUGAGGAUCGUGCAAACCACGAAAAAGAAGAGUGGGGCACGGUCAAAAACAAGAAGCAAGCUAAGGAAGAACGCAAGAUAAAGGAGGAGGAAGAGAAAAAGGAGCAGGAGAGGUUGCAGAAGGAAGAAGAAAAGCAGCGCAGAGAAGCUGAGAGGAAAGCUGCAAAGGAGGCACGGGAAGCAGAACGUGCCGCCAAGCGAGGCAAAGGGGGUGGCAAGAAUGGGUCACACGCAGAGGGUGGAGCUUCUGCCCUACCGCCUGACCCUGCCAUCCUCUUUGCCGGCACAAAGCCACAGAGUGAGGAGAACCACGGUGCCUCGCAAGAGAACUGGCAGGGACAGUGGUGGGAAAAUUCUGGUGACAAAUGGAACGACAAGAGCUGGGAGUGGCAAGAGUCCUGGCAUGGAGAAGACUGGGGCGGAAGCAAGGCAGAGAAUGAUGAUUGGUGGGGUGGCCAGUGGGAGAAGGCCGGCAGCCGCAAGAAAGGCUACAAGGAAAAGAAGGAUGGCCCUCCCUUGCAGGAGGAAGAGGAAGCAGAAGGUGACUUCUGGGAUAUGCCAGACACCUCUGCAGCGCCAGAUGCAGAGGGUGGUCUGGACCAGUGGACACUUGGUCGCCUCCCUGGGCAUGAGCGAUUGGGGGAGAGUGAGCAAGGUGUGGCUAUACCCAAGGCAAUGCCAAACAAUGCCUUGACCGUCGAAGCUUUGGAGCGAGACCACUUAGCAGUAGCACCUACAAUGGCUCCUCAAGUGGCCGCUCCAAUACCAAUGAAUGCACCGACCAGCAAGCCGCUGGUGGAUGGUCUACCACCUCCACAGCAGGACCUUUUGGCAGCCUUGGGUGCGCCAGUCACAGCUGAGGCAUCCUCCAGCUCUGCCCCAGCAGAGGAAAGAUCGGAAAGGCCCGAUCGCGGCGAGAAAGGCCGUGGAAAAGGGAAGAAAGGCAAAGACCGAGAGAAAGGCGAUGGUGAGAAGGAGCGUUUAGAGCGCAUAGAUAGAUCUGAUGACCCCCGUCGACAAGCGGUCGAACAGGUGGGAGAGGUUGUCACUGUGCGAAAGCACAGCUCAAUGGGCUGCGCGGUCGUCUCCAUGACAGACGUCAGGGUGAGACAGGCCAUCGUGGCUGAGGGCAAUGAGUGCACCAUCAACAGCAUCAAGGUGCAAAUCAAGCCACAUACCAACAAGGAAACCAAGGAAGAGGUCUUGACCGACCUCUUUGUGGCUUGGGGCAGACAGGCCGAGAAAGCGAAUCCCUUGUCCGAGGAGAAAAUUGCAAAGUACUUUGACACCAAGCACAAAGAGAUUGUAGCAGGUUGGAAGGCAGCCGAGGAGGAAAGAAGGGAGGCCGAAGAGAGGGAGCAGCAACGCGUCCAGGAACAGCAAAGGCAAGAGUUGGUUUUAAGACAACGAACUGAAGAGCGGAGACGAUACGAAGAAGAGCAAGAGCAGAAGCGACGGCAACAGGAGGCCGAGCAGCAGCAAAAGUGGAUGAGUCAACAAUGGAUGCAACAACAAGCUGGUGGUGUCGUCCCGCAGGCUGGCGGAGUUAGGGGCAUGGGAGCCAGCACAGACGCGUAUGCACAGCUACAGCAACAGCCGCAGCAGCAGGCAGCGGCUAUGCAGUGGGGCAAUUCCCAGCAGCAGUGGAUGCAGGCAAUGGCUUACCAGGCACAACAGGGCUGGCAGAUGGCUCAACGAAAUCUCCAAAUGCAGGGCAUGGCAUCCGGCCAGGACUCUGACUGGCGAGCUUACUACGCGCAGUACAUGAAUGAACAGCAGCGUGGCCAAAAUGCAUACGCUGCCCAACAACAAGCCGGUGGGUACCAGAACCAGCAGGCCUUCAAUUAUGGGGCUGCAUACUCGCGCGGUGAGCGCAUUUAAACCGAGAAUGGCAGCACAUUGCAUUUUGACGAGGCUGCCCUGUAGAGAGCAAGAGAUAACUAGAUCGUAGAGGCGGCUUAGUAGGUAGCUCCUGCGUCACACUCAGGGUCUUCAAAAUCGUGC